AUUUUGCCAAUGUCUAUCUGAGGAGGACUUGUCACCUUUCUCUUUCACCAGAGGGCGAAUCAUUAGUUUCGCUCGCUCCUUUUGGGGACUAAAGCAUGGGGAGGUUAGACGCGCUCCGACAGUUUAACUUGCUGACAUGGCUCAGAGAAGAGAGGCAGUCGAGGAGACUCAUUCUGUUCAUCGUCUUCGUCGCUCUGCUCCUGGACAACAUGCUGCUGACUGUAGUUGUACCCAUCAUUCCCAGCUACCUGUACACCAUAGAUGAGUCAACAGCAAUGGUGAUGAAGAACAACACCCCAUCGCUGCAGGGCCCUCCCGGAGCCUUCCACAGUGUUGUAUCCUUAUAUGACAACACCGUUCGGUUGACCAGCGCCAACUCAACAGGCAGGUCGAGUGAUCUGGACCUUCCUACCCCCACCACUGCAGCGCUGCCUCAGAACUCCUCCGACUGCCCCAAAUCGCCUGGCAGACUGCUCAAUGAGAAUGUCAAAGUGGGACUGUUGUUUGCCUCCAAGGCCACUGUGCAGCUGAUGACCAACCCCUUCAUAGGGCCACUGACCAACAGAAUAGGAUACCAGCUUCCCAUAUUCGCUGGCUUUUGUAUCAUGUUCCUCUCUACCAUCAUGUUUGCCUUCUCAUCGAGCUACGCUCUGCUGUUUCUGGCCAGAUCACUUCAAGGUGUGGGCUCCUCCUGCUCCUCUGUGGCUGGGAUGGGAAUGCUGGCCAGUGUGUACACAGACGAUGAGGAGAGAGGCCAUGCCAUCGGGAUUGCCUUGGGAGGUCUGGCACUAGGGGUGCUAGUUGGUCCCCCCUUCGGCAGUGUGAUGUAUGAGUUUGUUGGGAAGACUGCACCAUUCCUUAUUCUGGCUUUUCUGGCUGUGUUUGAUGGAGCUCUGCAGCUCUUCAUUCUUCAACCCACCAAAGUGGAACCAGAGAGUCAGAAGGGGACCCCGCUGUUGACACUCAUUAAGGAUCCAUACAUUCUAAUUGCAGCUGGUGCCAUUUGUUUUGGAAAUAUGGCCAUCGCCAUGAUGGAGCCAACGCUGCCAAUCUGGAUGAUGGAGACCAUGUGUGCCAGGAAAUGGCAGCUAGGCGUCGCCUUCUUGCCGGCGUCAAUCUCCUACCUUAUUGGGACCAACAUCUUCGGCACGCUGGCACACAAGAUGGGGAGAUGGCUUUGUGCUCUCAUUGGGAUGCUGGUGGUAGGAAUGAGUGUGAUAUGUGUGCCAUUUGCCAGAGAUAUCUAUGGUCUGAUUCUUCCAAACUUCGGAGUUGGUUUUGCCAUUGGCAUGGUGGACUCCUCUAUGAUGCCUAUAAUGGGGUACUUGGUGGACCUGCGACAUGUGUCCGUCUAUGGAAGUGUGUAUGCCAUCGCUGAUGUGGCUUUCUGCAUGGGAUUCGCUUUAGGUCCUUCUAUCGGAGGGUCCAUAGCUGAGGGGAUUGGCUUCCCCUGGCUGAUGACAAUUAUUGGAGUAGUGGACAUUUUCUUUGCUCCCCUGUGCCUCUUUCUCAGGAAUCCACCAGGACAAGAAGAGAAAAUAGCCAUUUUGAUGGAUACCAACUGUUCAAUGAAGACAAAGUCAUACUCCACACAGGGAACAUACUACCAGGGUGAUGACAUGGAGCCAGAAUACGAUGACUACGAAUAACGGGACACCAGCCAUGCAGGUUAACCCUUCAGAGGAUCUAUUUUGUUGUACAAAAAAAAAGAACACAGAAGACGGAAAAAACACAACAAUGAAACAAAACAGCCAAGCCGUUUCCAUGUGAAUGUCCCGCGUUCAGUCUUCACUGUUUUGUGUCUUGUUAGCCUUUGUGUUGGAGCAUACCAAAGUCGUUUUUCUCUGUGCCCUGUGGUUGCAAGCGCGUUGCUUGAGAGUUAUUUUUUUAGCCAACAGCCUUACUGAAUGGGACAUAAUGCAUUUGUGAGAGAGCAGGGUUUUUAUUUGAUAGGGGGAGGAUGCUC
This is a messenger RNA of Myripristis murdjan (pinecone soldierfish), 1966 nucleotides long. It is a transcript of the gene slc18a2, whose product is annotated as solute carrier family 18 member 2. NCBI's taxonomy places the organism in Eukaryota, Metazoa, Chordata, Actinopteri, Holocentriformes, Holocentridae. The coding region runs from base 96 to 1649 and encodes 517 amino acids. The transcript has 16 exons. Gene Ontology annotation, cellular component: synaptic vesicle membrane; terminal bouton. Gene Ontology annotation, molecular function: serotonin:sodium:chloride symporter activity; xenobiotic transmembrane transporter activity. Gene Ontology annotation, biological process: aminergic neurotransmitter loading into synaptic vesicle; transmembrane transport; xenobiotic transport. The record is from RefSeq and is a predicted model, not a curated record.